AUGGAUGAUAAUUUGAGGUUAUCGACUAAGCUCGUGGAGGAAGUGACCAACAUCAAGCCAUUAACCUCAAAAAGUCUUGAUAUCUCAGAGUUUCGACUGCUUCUGAUCGGCCAGGUUGGAUCAGGCAAAUCAAGCUUCUUCAACACCAUCAACUCGAUCUUCCGUGGUUAUGUUACCAGUCAUGCUAUUACUGGUCAUAAUGCUGCCCACAGUGUGACUACCAUGUUCCGCACUUAUGACAUCACGUCAACACCAUAUGGAAAACCCUUCAAGUGGAAAAUCUGCGAUACUGCUGGAUUACAGGAAAAGGAUGGAUUGACUGUAGCGGAGCUUCUCUAUCUGGUAGACGGCAACAUCCCUAACAGAUUCAAGUUCAAUCCUUACGAGCGCAUCACUCCUGAUAGUCCAGGGUUUAUUGAAUCACCCAGUUAUUCCCAGAGGGCUCACUGCGUUGCCAUAGUGAUGGAUUCCUCUACUGUUGAUAACUUGACUGAAGAAAUGUGGCAAAAAUACCAAAUGCUACAGGACGCACUCAAUGCUAGACGAAUCCCGUUAGUAGUACUGUUUACCAAGAUAGACCUGGCCUGUACUCAGACUCGUGAAAACCUACUCCAUGUCUUCCACAGCCAGCGAAUCCAAAACAAAGUGCGCAUGAUCAGCAAGAACCUUCGUAGCCUACCAACCAAUAAGAUCUUUCCAAUCAAAAACUACGAAUGGGAGACCGAGCUCAAUCCACACGUGAACAGUCUAUCACUGCUGGCCUUAAGACAGAUGCUUCGCUUCGCUCAGAACUACGUCGAAGAAAAAUCUGAUCAAAUUUAUGAGAUGGGUACCCUUUGGAGUCGACGUACCGCGCAUGAAUGGGUUCUCAUCUUAAUUGUGUUCCUAACUGCCUUCUUUUUGUUCGUGUAUUUUACACUUGGUGAAUUCAUGUUUGUAUCGAUCGAUUCAGGAGAAGCGUUCACUAAUUCCGAAGAGGCAGAGUUUCUUAUUUGA
This is a messenger RNA of Actinia tenebrosa (Australian red waratah sea anemone), 996 nucleotides long. Its product is annotated as interferon-induced protein 44-like. The record is from RefSeq and is a predicted model, not a curated record. Gene Ontology annotation, molecular function: GTP binding. Lineage: Eukaryota; Metazoa; Cnidaria; Anthozoa; Actiniaria; Actiniidae.